CCUUUCGAAAGAGGCAGGCAGCUGCAGGGUGAGGAUAUGAGGACAAAGAUUGCACCCAGAGAAAACAAACGCUGCUUGAAGACCGUGGCUAUCUUAACAAAGCGAGUGUUUAACGUUACCGUCUCCGAAAUUUGUCGAAUCAAUGAAAACGCGAAAUGUCAUUUGUCGAAUAUUUUUUUCACAGAAAGCUAUGUUUUCUAGAAAACACGACGAAGCCGACAGUGGCUGUCUCGUAGGAGCGAUAAUGUUCAGGCCUGUCACAGCUGGCUUGUUCAGAUUUUGUCCAUCACAUCAAUGACCAUGGAUGUCAGAGCAGUUCUGGAGUUUGCCACAGUUGCCAGGGGUCUGUCACUGUUCCUGCAGGCGGUCCUGAAUGCUGCCAUUCCUGACCAUGAUGCUGAUGCGUUCAGGCCCCCCCGGACAGAGGAGCCUCUGUACUUGGACUGUGCGGUGGAGUGGUUGUUGGGUGGGCUCUCUCACUGGGAUGCCGAGCAUUACCUCUUCAUUGCUGAGAGAGGAUACCUUUAUGAGCACAACUUUGCUUUCUUCCCGCUCUUCCCUGUCGUCCUGCGAGGCCUGGCAGACACGGUACUGUGGCCUCUGAGCAGCUGGCUGAGUGUGCGGGGGCGUUUGCUGGUGGCUGUGGCCCUGGGGAACAGUGCCCUCUUCUUGCUGAGUGUGGUCGCCUUGCAUGCGCUUAGUAGGAUAGUUCUUCAGGACAGGCGCCUUGCUCUGCUCUCCAGCCUGCUCUACUGCAUCACACCUGCCAAUGUUUUCAUGACUGCCGGAUACUCAGAGAGCCUGUUUGCUGCGCUCACAUUCGGUGGCCUGUUCCUCCUGGAAAAAGGAUUCACCUUUCGGGCCUGCCUGGCGCUCAGUAUAGCCACUGCAGCACGAUCCAAUGGACUUGUUAACAUAGGAUUCCUACUAUAUCUUCCAUCACUGCACGCUAUUUCCCAAAUUCGUGUAUAUAGAACAACAACAAAAGGCCACACUAAAGUCUUGCACUACAUUUGGGUCAUCAUCCGUCUCCUGCUAACCUCCCUCUUGGGAACUGCAAUUAUUGCCCUUCCCUUCUGUGCGUUCCAGUAUUACGGGUAUAGGACGUUUUGCACACCAUCCGUCUCCUUGGAACGGAUCCCACAUGCUCUUCUGUCACUAGCUGAGCGGAAGGGCUACAGGGUUCCUGAUGAAAAUGGUCCACCACCACUCUGGUGCAUGAGACCCCUCCCCCUGCUUUAUUCUCAUAUCCAGGAUGUGUACUGGGACGUGGGCUUCCUCCGCUACUUUGAGCUGAAGCAGAUACCAAACUUUAUUCUGGCUCUACCCAUGGCUACCCUCGGCAUAAUGGCAGCUUAUGCAUACUUUCAAGCUAACCCAGAGCUGUGUCUGAGACUCGGACUUUGGGAGAGCGGCGCAAGUAAAGGGCUUGACAAACCCACACCGGGACUGUUCAACCCCAGGGUGUUUGUGUAUGUUGUACAUUCAACAGUACUCCUGGUGUUUGGAACACUGUGCAUGCAUGUGCAGGUUUUAACCAGAUUCAUGGCCUCCUCGUCUCCCGUGCCCUUCUGGAUAAGUGCUCAUCUGCUCCUGCUCAAUGAACCACUUCUCCAUCGAAGGAAAACCUCAAACCCCAACGUACAGCUACAGACACAUUCACGAAAUGGAUGCAAGCACACGCCUCAAAACCCCAUCAUUGCUCUGCUGCCACACUUUACAACUUGUUCUCCUACCACACAGAGCAUCCUGGGAUACUUCCUCUCUUACUGGGUGCUGGGCCUCGCACUGCAUUGUAACUUCUUGCCAUGGACAUGACUUACUCUGGGCUUUAAAUGCAAUAUUUCUAUGUAGGACUGGGCUGUAUACCACAUUUUAAAUGCCAUAAAUCCACGCACAGGUGUUUUUUUCAGCACAUCAAUCAAUUGUUAAAUUGUUCAUUGCAGUAGCAUUACAAAGAAAUUGCUGUGAUUAUAAUCAUAUACAUGGAUGCAACAUUUUAUCAAUUAUCAGAUACUUUGCCUCAUAUUAUGAUUAUACUGCUCAGUCCUACAUAGAACUUAUAGACAUGAUUACAUUUUUGAUGCAGAUUCAUUCAUGCAAUAGUCAGCUGUGUUUACUACUGCAUGAAUGAGUCUCAGUUAAAUGUGUUUGCAACCGUUUGAGAACAAACUCACAUGUACAAUAUACCUGAAACUUUAUUGAACACCGUUUAGUUGUAAAUCUUAGGAAGACUGGUUGUACUAUUUCUUGCUGAAGCGUUGAAUUUUAUCUUCUCACGUUAAUAUUGCACUGCAUGUUUGGAAGAAUUCUUCCAAAUUAUAUUUUGGGGUGUUUUGGAUGUAAAAACAGAUUUUGUUGCUGUAAAAGGAUCCUCAUUUUAGCUUUAAUUUUUUAUGUAAAGGUCAUGUUUUUUGUUGAGGCAUUAAUGUAAAACUGCUGUAUUGUGUUUUGUUGUAAAGUACAUUGGUUGCAAAAGUUAAGCCUGGAAUUUAAAAAUUAAACAUUUGACAAUUCUAAACAAGAA
Messenger RNA from Micropterus salmoides (largemouth bass), 2527 nucleotides. RefSeq names its product phosphatidylinositol glycan anchor biosynthesis, class V (gene pigv). Gene Ontology annotation, biological process: GPI anchor biosynthetic process. Lineage: Eukaryota; Metazoa; Chordata; Actinopteri; Centrarchiformes; Centrarchidae. Gene Ontology annotation, molecular function: alpha-1,6-mannosyltransferase activity; GPI mannosyltransferase activity. Gene Ontology annotation, cellular component: endoplasmic reticulum membrane; mannosyltransferase complex. The record is from RefSeq and is a predicted model, not a curated record. The transcript is spliced from 3 exons. The coding region runs from base 295 to 1818 and encodes 507 amino acids.